UACUUUUGUCAGUUAAAUAAAGCUUAAAGAUAAUGAACAAAUCACAGAUUCUUGAUUUUAUUGCAUUUUACAAAAUGUCCCAACUUUUCUGGAAAUGGGAUUGUAUAUGGAAGUAAAUACUUCCAUAUAUUGUAAUACUGUUUAUUUGUACUGUUUGUGCUGUUUGAUUUUGCUGACUUUCUUGACCAGGUUUCGUCAAUACUGUAAACAAGUGAUUUUAAAAUAUCAGUGGGACUAGCGUUAAGUAUAGGGUUAAUUUGAUAAUACUUUGGAAUAAAUCAAAUUUUCAGCUAAAACUGACCAAACAAUUAAUGUUUUCUUAUAAUUCCUGGAGAAAACUAUCCUGACUGGACUCACAAACAGAGCAUUCUUGUUCAUCUCAAAGACAGUUGCUCAGGUGCUCAGAAUCCCUUAAGUACAUUUUUUGCCUUUUUACACUGAUAUUUUUGAAUGGCUGUUAAUGGAAAAAGAAGUUUUUUUGCAGUCAGAUGGUGUCGUUAUAACUUCUACCAGCAGAGGCUGUCGGGUUCAUGCAGAUAAACUGGGCCUUUGUUCUAGUUGGGUUUCACAAAUGUCAGUUUAAAUAUAUCAUCUAAACCUGUGUGUGGCUUGUAUCAUGAAUCAGGUUUAACAUUUAUGUAUAGUUACUCAUUUGGAUUUGUCUAUUGUUGGAGGCUGGAAUGUUUUCUGUGACUGGUUUAAACUAAUGUCUGUUUUCCAUUUUCAUAGUUUCUAGUCUCUUCUAUAUGCAGGUUAUUAAAAGGCUGUAACAUCCUUAAACAAGUCAUUUUGUGGUGGAGAUUUACAGAUAUGUUACACAAGCGUCAUUUCACUCUUUCAACUUCCUGUUCCAAGAACACAACUUCAGCCAUCUUACAAUGGCAGUAGAUCAUCUGCUUGUCUCCUUUAUCCUUCUCCUCAUCAGUAACACAGGGUUCAGUGCUGAGAUCUCUGUGUUUGUUCAGACGGGAGAUUCUGUUCAGCUGGAUAUACAGACACAUGAACUACCAGAGUUUGAUGAUUUAUCCUGGAGAAAUGAAAAAUCAGAGAAUAUAGCUAAAUAUUUUCAUAAAACUAAAGAAGCAAGACCUCACUCUUCCUACAAGGACAGAAUGGAUUUCAAUGAUGAAACCCUCUCUCUCACACUGAAGAACAUGCAGAAGACAGACAGUGGACUCUAUACAGCAAAAACAAGUGGAGAAUUUGAGAAAAUUAUUGUUACAUACAGAGUCUCUGUUAUAGACGCUGUGGAGGCUCCUGUUCUGACUGUCAACUCAAUCUGGUCCAGCAGUGACUCCUGUACUGUGAACUUCACAUGCAGAGCUCAUGACCUCAUGAUAAACUCCAGCUAUCAGAACAACAGCUGCUCUCCAGAGGAAGUGACAUCACAUGAGAUCUACACUCUCAUCCUGAACUGCAGUGAGGAAUCCAUCAUCUGUAACCAUAGCAACCCGGUUAGCUGGAAAAAGGACAGAAUAGAGAUUAAACAGAUCUGUAGAGAGAAUGAAAGACAAUCAAACCCACAUAAUCCAAGCUCAGGAUUCAAUUUAACUUUCAUGUUGAUCAUUACUGUGAUUCCUGUGGGAAUAUUAGUGUUUGGUGGUUUGCUCCUUUACUGUUGCUGCAAGAAUAAUAAAGGUGUCAAACAGAGUGAUGAUACAGACUACGAUGAUGUUGAGACUCUGACGCAGAAGAUGACAGGAGAUACCUGGACCACCAUCACCUACUGUACAGUAGGACACCAAACACCUUCAUCUGCUCAUGACUGCUGAAGAUCAGACUCAACUGGAUAAAAAGACUUUGAUGAUUGACUGGACUCACAAACAGAGUUUAAAGUCAUUUAACUCUCUGAAUUCAUGACUCUUGUGGAAGUGUACAGAUACUCUUACUGUUGUGAAUGAACUUCAGUCAGUUACUGCAGAUGUUA
Molecule: messenger RNA, 1927 nt
Organism: Megalobrama amblycephala (Wuchang bream)
Lineage: Eukaryota; Metazoa; Chordata; Actinopteri; Cypriniformes; Xenocyprididae
Product: CD48 antigen-like
Exons: 6
Coding region: 879-1772 (297 amino acids)
Source: RefSeq, a predicted model, not a curated record